Messenger RNA from Dentiscutata heterogama, 120 nucleotides. Lineage: Eukaryota; Fungi; Glomeromycota; Glomeromycetes; Diversisporales; Gigasporaceae. The record is from the annotation of a GenBank genome assembly.
AUGGGGCCAAACGAACGAAUAAAUAAAAGGCUAACCGAAGAGAGUGAACAAAAGGGUGAACAAAAGGGUAAACAAAAGAGUGAACAAAAGGGUGAACAAAAGGGUGAACAAAAAAUGUAG